Messenger RNA from Prunus mume (Japanese apricot), 2715 nucleotides. Its product is annotated as TIM-barrel signal transduction protein. Lineage: Eukaryota; Viridiplantae; Streptophyta; Magnoliopsida; Rosales; Rosaceae. The record is from RefSeq and is a predicted model, not a curated record. Gene Ontology annotation, molecular function: catalytic activity.
AAAAGAAAAAACAAGGGUGCUUCCCAAAAAAAGAAAAGAAAAAAAAGGGUGGGUGACGCGGCUCCAAAUCCAGACUUUGCUUGAAAUUACAGAUUUCACCACCCAACCACCCGGAAAUGGAAUGCACGACGUUUUGCCUCACUCUUUACUUCCAGAAGCCGUCACCGAGCUCUCAUCUCACUCUCUCACUCUUACCUCCUCAAUUUCUUCUCCACAGUCCACGUCACACUUCUCAGCACUCGCUCGUCCUUGACUCAAUUCCUUAACUGGGAGAAACUCAGUAUGGCGUCCGAUGAUAAACCUCUCCGAGUCUUCUGUAUUGGAACCGCCGAUACAAAGCUCGAUGAGCUCCGAUUCCUCGCCGAGUCAGUCCGAUCCCAUCUCAACGCGUUCUCCAAUACUUCCUCGCUCAAGGUCCAAGUCUCGGUGGUCGACGUUUCGGCCAGUCAGAGCGAGACCGAUAACAAAACAACCGAUUUCGCUUUCGUUUCGAGAAAGGAGGUUUUGUUUCACUAUUCUGAAGCAUCGGGCCAGCUUCGUGAACUUCCGGAGGACAGAGGCGAAGCUAUUGCUGUAAUGAGCAAAGCGCUCGAGAAAUUUUUAGCGAAAUCUCAAAACGACGGCGUUUUGGCCGGUGCAAUAGGGCUCGGAGGCAGUGGAGGCACCGCUCUCAUAUCUCCUGCCCUAAGAUCUCUCCCAAUCGGAAUGCCUAAGCUCAUCGUAUCGACCGUAGCGAGCGGUCGAACCGAUCACUAUGUGGGAGAAUCCGACCUGGUGCUGUACCCGUCGAUAGUCGAUGUAUGUGGGAUUAAUAGCGUGAGCCGCGUUGUGUUGAACAAUGCUGCUGCUGCGUUUUGUGGGAUGGUGAUUGGGAGAGCUGAGAGAGGUGGAGAUUCGUGCGGUGGGGCAGAGAAAUCGACGGUGGGGCUUACCAUGUUUGGGGUUACGACUCAGUGCGUGAAUGCUGUUAAAGAGAGAUUGGUUAAGGAGGGGUAUGAGACACUGGUUUUUCAUUCCACUGGGGUUGGAGGCAGGGCCAUGGAGUCUCUGGUUAGUGAUGGGUUUAUAAAGGGUGUUUUGGAUAUCACAACAACAGAGGUUGCAGAUUAUGUGGUUGGAGGGGUGAUGGCUUGCGAUACUUCCCGCUUUGAUGCCAUCAUAGAGAAAAGGAUUCCUUUAGUUCUAAGUGUCGGAGCAUUGGAUAUGGUGAACUUUGGAGCUAAGGACACCAUACCAUCCAAUUUUCAACACAGAAAGAUUCAUGAACAUAAUAAGCAGGUUUCAGUCAUGAGAACCACAGUAGAUGAGAACAAGAAAUUUGCUAGCUUUAUAGCAGAUAAAUUGAACAAAUCAUCAUCAAAAGUUGUUGUUUGCCUGCCACAAAAGGGUAUCUCUGCUUUGGAUGCACCAGGGAAGCCUUUCUAUGAUCCGGAGGCCACUGCUUCUCUGAUUAACGAAAUGCAGAGGCUGAUCCAGACAAAUGAAGAUCGGCAGGUAAAGGUGUACCCUCAUCAUAUAAAUGACCAUGAGUUUGCAAAUGCAUUGGUUGACUCAUUUUUAGAGAUUAGUACGAAGAGCUCUAUCCGGUCUCCUCCUUCCCAAGUUUCUAUUCCUGAAUCUAAUCAACAAACUCAUGAAAGUUCUGUUUCAAAGAUGAAUUUAUCAAGCUCUGGGGCCAUUCUGCGGAACCUGAUUGACUUUCCAGAUGCAAGACCAGAAACGUUGCAGCGAACUUGGGCUGUAUUGCAGCAACUCAAAGAUCAAAUAAAUAGAGGAAUUCCAAUUAUAGGGGCAGGUGCAGGGACAGGCAUAUCUGCAAAGUUUGAGGAAGCUGGUGGUGUUGAUCUUAUAGUGGUGUACAAUUCAGGUCGCUUUCGCAUGGCAGGAAGAGGUUCAUUGGCAGGCUUAUUGCCUUUUGCUGAUGCAAAUGCCGUUGUACUAGACAUGGCCAAUGAAGUCUUGCCAGUGGUGAAGAAGGUGCCUGUUCUUGCUGGAGUAUGUGGCACUGAUCCUUUUCGCCGAAUGGAUUUCUUCCUGAGGCAGUUGGAGUCAAUUGGAUUCUGUGGGGUCCAAAAUUUUCCAACGGUUGGUCUCUUUGACGGUAAUUUUAGACAAAAUCUUGAAGAAACUGGAAUGGGAUACCGAUUGGAGGUUGAGAUGAUUGAAAAAGCACAUAAGAUGGGGCUCUUGACAACCCCAUAUGCUUUCAAUCAAGAUGAAGCUGUGCAAAUGGCAUCAGGUGGGGCUGAUAUCAUUGUGGCCCAUAUGGGACUCACUACAUCCGGCUCUAUAGGGGCAAAGACGGCUGUUUCAAUAGAGGAAAGUGUAGUUCGUGUACAAAAUAUUGCAGAUGCUGCACAUAGGAUCAAUCCAAAUGUCAUUGUGCUUUGCCAUGGUGGACCGAUCUCUGGUCCAAGAGAGGCAGAAUUUAUACUUAAGAAUACCAAGGGAGUUCAUGGGUUUUAUGGGGCAUCAAGCGUGGAAAGGCUACCUGUUGAACAAGCUAUAACCUCCACGGUUCAACAAUACAAAUCAAUAUCCAUAAACUGAAGUAUGAUCCGCCUGUUCUCGUAAGCCCAAAUGCAUCACGUGCUAUUGUAUUUGUUUGGUUGCAUCACCAAAAUGUACAAGUUGAUGUUGAUAUUGUUGUCUCAAGAAUCUAGUACCACUUGUAAAAUUGUACGAUCUGAUCAAUAAUAAUUAUAUUUUGGCAAA